GCCAGAUCGUCACUUGAGGGACUUGACUCUCCUUUUGAAGCCUCCUUGUCCUCUGUCCUUCUUCUGUUGCUCUCUACCUCUCUCUGUUUUUUCGAGAAUUCAGGCUUGUAAAGCAGAGUCAACUCUACCCUAAAGUUUCAACCAUGAGCUUCAGCAGGACAAGCUACUCCAGCGGCGGCAGCAGCAUGGGCGGCAGCAGCAUGAGCGGCGGCAUGGGCGGCGGCAUGGGUGGCGGCAUGGGUGGCGGCACCAGCAUUCGCAGGAGCUUCACCAGCCAGUCAAUGAUUGCCCCCGGAUCCACCAGGAUGAGCAGCGGAUCUGUCCGCCGUUCUGGCGCCGGGUUCGGUGGUGGCAUGGGCAUGGGCGGAGGCAGCAGCUUCGGCUACAGCAGCAGCAGCAGUGCAGGUGGCUACGGUGGUGGUCUCGGUGCAGGAUUCGGUGGUGGUAUGGGUGGUGGAUUCGUUUGCGCCCCCAUCACAGCUGUCACAACCAACCAGAGCCUGCUGGCCCCCCUGAACCUGGAAAUCGACCCCAACAUCCAGGUGGUCCGCACCCACGAGAAGGAGCAGAUCAAGACCCUCAACAACCGCUUCGCUUCCUUCAUCGAUAAGGUGCGUUUCCUGGAGCAGCAGAACAAGAUGCUGGAGACCAAGUGGAGCCUCCUGCAGGACCAGACCACCACCCGCUCCAACAUCGACGCCAUGUUUGAGGCCUACAUCUCCAACCUGCGCAGACAGCUUGACGGCCUGGGCAACGAGAAGAUGAAGCUGGAGUCGGACCUGCACAACAUGCAGGGUCUGGUUGAGGACUUCAAGAACAAGUAUGAAGAUGAAAUCAACAAGCGUGCCUCAGUGGAGAACGAGUUUGUCCUGCUGAAGAAGGAUGUUGAUGGUGCCUACAUGAACAAGGUGGAGCUGGAGGCCAAGGUUGACGCUCUUCAGGAUGAGAUCAACUUCCUCAGGGCCGUCUACGAGGCGGAGCUGCGUGAGCUGCAGGGCCAGAUCAAGGACACCUCUGUCGUGGUGGAGAUGGACAACAGCCGUAACCUGGACAUGGACUCCAUCGUGGCCGAAGUGCGCGCUCAGUACGAGGACAUCGCCAACCGCAGCAGAGCUGAGGCCGAGACCUGGUACAAGCAGAAGUAUGAGGAGAUGCAGAGCUCUGCUGGACAGUAUGGCGAGGAUCUCCGCUCAACCAAGACUGAGAUCGCCGAGCUGAACCGCAUGAUUUCUCGUCUCCAGAAUGAGAUUGAGUCUGUCAAGGGACAGCGGGCCAACCUUGAGGCUCAGAUUGCUGAGGCAGAGGAGCGCGGUGAGAUGGCGGUGAAGGACGCCAAGCUCCGCAUCAAGGACCUGGAGGAUGCCCUCCAGAGAGCCAAGCAGGACAUGGCCCGCCAGGUGCGUGAGUACCAAGAGCUGAUGAACGUCAAGCUGGCCCUGGACAUUGAGAUUGCCACCUACAGGAAGCUGCUGGAAGGAGAGGAAAGCAGAAUAUCCUCCGGUGGUGCAUCUGCAACAAUCCACGUGCAGCAGACCUCUGGCGGCAACUACUCCGGCGCAAGCUCAGGUGGAUUCGGCUAUGGCGGUGGCAGCGGAAGCUACGGCGGUGGCAGCAGCUUUGGCGGCGGCAGCAGCUUUGGCGGCGGCAGCAGCUACGGCGGUGGCAGCAGCAGCUACGGCAGUGGCGGAGGUGCCACCAUCACCAAGUCCGUGACAUCCACCAGCUCCAGCAGACGUUACUAGUGUCCUUCAACUCUCCACCCAAACCAGACUUAUACCAAUCCACGAUGGUACGCAGUACUCUUAGACACAGCAAUAUCCCUGUUGAGUUAAAAGUGAUGGGGGAACAUCUAGCAAACCUGAUGAUUUACAAUGAGAUUGAUGAAAUGUAUUUACGUUUCUUUUUCAAUCCCUCACAAGACAGAAAGAUAAGAAGAAGAAUACGGAAGUUGAAUUAUAGUGCCUUGAUAGUGGUUCACUGGAAAACAAUGAAUGUAUCAAUGUGUUAAUCCAGGCUCAAUAGCUGUUCUCCCCUCAUUCACAUCUACUCUUUACCAUAAUUAGCAGGUAACCCAGAAUGUAAAAGUGCCAGGUCCUCACAAGGCCUAAAUUCCUAAUUUUCUGCACUGACGAUUAAAGGAAUAGAAAAAGGAAAAAAAAGAAGAAAAAAAUUGUAAGAUCUUGAGGGAAAAGUUUAAACCAACCAUAAAGAAAGCUUGCUAGGGAUCCUCCUUGUAUCUUUGUCAGCUUGUAUGUUGCAUCUAAAUGCAUCAGUGGUUGUUGGGCAUAUUGUUCUAGUGUCACACUCAUAUCACACCCAUGAUCAUAAUCAAUCAACUAUGGACACUUGCUGAUUUGGCAGCUGAACGGAGAAAACCCUCCCACCCUUGUGGGAAUACCCUCAUAUUCAUUUAAGGGGAUUUAUGAAUGCUAUGAAAGCAAUUACAUCAUGUGUUCACGUAAACAAAAAUAGGCCUUGUUACUAACACAUGGCCUGUCUCUUUCAUAGUGUACUGAAGUAGCCAUACAGAAGCACCUGUAGUCAAUCUUCACUCGCAUAACUCUAAAGGAAAUACAUUUUUCUCAGAAGUUUACAUUUUUAGAGAGGUUUUCUGUAAAUAGUUUUCUUCUAUGCUUGGUUUUGAUUUUUAUGACCAUUAGAAGGAAACCAGAUUUAUUUGUGAAAGUUUUCUCAACAACCUACAUAAUUUGUGAAAAUUGACUUUUUAACACCAAAAAGAACAAAUUGAAUAAAUCUGCGAUCUAAAAUCA
This is a messenger RNA of Coregonus clupeaformis (lake whitefish), 2771 nucleotides long. Its product is annotated as intermediate filament protein ON3. NCBI's taxonomy places the organism in Eukaryota, Metazoa, Chordata, Actinopteri, Salmoniformes, Salmonidae. Gene Ontology annotation, cellular component: keratin filament. Bases 144 to 1742 code for a protein of 532 amino acids. Gene Ontology annotation, biological process: keratinization; intermediate filament organization. Gene Ontology annotation, molecular function: structural constituent of skin epidermis. The record is from RefSeq and is a predicted model, not a curated record. The transcript has 9 exons.